CCUAUUUUUGUGGUCUAAUUUUGGUUUCGUGAAAUGAGUGUUUUCCUAUUUAAUUUUCCCCCCUAUAUUAUAUAUUCUCCCUCUUUUUAGGUUGUUGUUCUCUCUAGAACUGCUGCUGCCGCGUGAAGAUAAAGCUUCUGCUCUCAUCGUCGAAGAACUUUCUGCGGCUCCAAAUUUCAAUUUAAACAGAAUGUCGGACGGUCAAGAAACUGAUAAGAACAUUGAGAUAUGGAAAAUCAAGAAGCUUAUCAAAGCACUGGAAGCUGCCCGAGGCAAUGGUACCAGUAUGAUUUCUCUUAUCAUGCCUCCACGCGAUCAAAUAUCUCGUGUUACUAAGAUGCUUGGAGAUGAAUUUGGAACUGCAUCUAACAUCAAAAGCAGAGUAAAUCGCCAAUCUGUUCUGGGUGCAAUUACAUCUGCUCAGCAGAGACUGAAAUUGUACAAUAAGGUUCCUCCAAAUGGACUCGUGCUUUAUACUGGAACUAUCGUCACUGAGGAUGGGAAGGAAAAGAAAGUAACAAUUGACUUUGAGCCAUUCAGGCCUAUAAAUGCUUCGCUUUAUCUCUGUGACAACAAGUUCCACACUGAGGCGCUUAACGAACUUCUAGAAUCUGAUGACAAGUUUGGCUUUAUUGUUAUGGAUGGUAAUGGGACCCUUUUUGGGACAUUGAGUGGUAAUACUAGGGAGGUUCUUCACAAAUUCACUGUGGACCUUCCUAAGAAGCAUGGAAGAGGAGGACAAUCUGCUUUGCGGUUUGCCCGUCUGCGGAUGGAGAAGCGCCACAACUAUGUGAGGAAAACAGCGGAGCUUGCAACCCAAUUUUUUAUUAAUCCUCAGACAAGCCAGCCGAAUGUUGCAGGACUCAUACUUGCUGGUUCAGCUGACUUCAAGACGGAGCUCAGUCAGUCUGAUAUGUUUGAUCCUCGUCUACAGGCAAAGAUUUUGAAUGUAGUGGAUGUUUCUUACGGAGGGGAAAAUGGCUUCAAUCAGGCAAUUGAGCUGUCCGCUGAGAUCCUGUCCAAUGUAAAAUUUAUACAAGAGAAGCGUUUGAUAGGCAAGUACUUUGAGGAGAUCAGUCAGGACACUGGCAAAUAUGUUUUUGGUGUGGAUGACACAUUGAAGGUUCUAGAAAUGGGUGCUGUUGAGACACUUAUUGUGUGGGAAAAUCUGGACAUCACUAGAUACAUGUUGAAGAAUACCGUCACUGGUGAAGUUACCAUAAAACACUUCAACAAGGAGCAAGAGUCUCAGCAGAGUAACUUCCGUGAUCAAGCCACAAAUGCUGAAUUGGAGGUUCAGGAGAAGCUGUCGCUGCUCGAAUGGUUUGCCAAUGAAUAUAGACGAUUUGGUUGCACGCUGGAGUUUGUCACUAACAAAUCACAAGAGGGAUCCCAGUUUUGCCGAGGUUUUGGAGGAAUUGGAGGAAUCCUGCGCUAUCAGUUGGAUGUUCGAGCUUUUGAUGAUCUUUCUGAUGAUGGAGAAGUUUACGAAGAUUCUGAAUAGCAAUCAAUCAAAUUCUCCAUUUCCAGUGCAGGGAUGGAGGGGAGGCCUGCACUGGUGCGCAAGGGCUCGCGCUUGACUCGCCGCUCGGACUACUUGGAUAUAAAAACUCGAAGGAAUUACAUGGAGGCAACUAUCUGGAGGAGAUCAGAAAUUGGACUUGAGAAGGGUGUACGAAGAUUUGCAACCGAUGUAGCUGAAACAUCGUUAUUGGUCAGAUAUGGGAACUUUGUGAUUAUGCUUUCAGGAGAGAGGAUGGAUUGCUUCUGAAAGCUAAGACAUUACAUCUCGUUUUUAGUUAUGCCCUGGCAGUUUGGAAGACAAUAAUAUAUACUGUAAUAAGUACUGCAUCUGGGUUCCUAUUACUGCAUCAGACUUCUUUUGUUAGUAAUGUAUGCAUGUUUGCUUAUGGCAGUAUACAUAUUCUUCUUGCUUCUUUA
This is a messenger RNA of Sesamum indicum (sesame), 1941 nucleotides long. RefSeq names its product eukaryotic peptide chain release factor subunit 1-3. The record is from RefSeq and is a predicted model, not a curated record. Gene Ontology annotation, biological process: translational termination. Lineage: Eukaryota; Viridiplantae; Streptophyta; Magnoliopsida; Lamiales; Pedaliaceae. Gene Ontology annotation, molecular function: translation release factor activity.